Molecule: messenger RNA, 1245 nt
Organism: Rotaria sp. Silwood2
Lineage: Eukaryota; Metazoa; Rotifera; Eurotatoria; Philodinida; Philodinidae
Source: the annotation of a GenBank genome assembly
AUGAAUACGAGAUCAGAUCAAACAACUAAGGACGAUUCAACAAAAUUGAAUGAUACUGUUUUGCAUGAAGAUGAUUUGACAGAACAAGCUAAAAAUCAAUUUAGCUAUCACAGUGAUAUAUUUCGUACGUUGGAAUCAUAUCGUCAAAGCGUACUUCAUAAUGUGCAUAUAACUCAUUUGGGUCGAAAUUUUUUUCUAUCCGAACUUGAUAUUCUACACAGAAAUUGUAAGCAUGUUCUAAAUUAUGCAGCCGAACAUAAUGAGAUUUUCAAUAAAAAUUUGCCUACUAUUGGUCCAUUGGUAGUUUGCGGUCCUGCACGUACAGGUACAACAUUACUCUACAAUUUGCUUGCCUGUGAUCCGAAUUGUCGUGCCCCAUUGUACACUGAUAUGAAUGUUGAAGUUGUUCCACCGAUUGCACGAUCCGAUUCGAUCGGACAAAAACGACGAAUCGAUAUUUUAAAUUCUUCUUAUUCGUACAAUGAACAGCUCUACAAAUUACUCACUCAAUUAGCUGCACAUCAUGCACAUUUUGAUAUUGAAGAAGAUUAUGUUAUUCUACGGCAAGGUGGCUAUUUUCCUAUGUUUCCUCUUUUAUCGGACGAUGAAGAUUCCAGUUCUGAGAUUUGGAUACGUAAGGAAAUGAAAAAAGAAUAUGCAUAUGAUUAUCAUGAAGUAUUUUUACGUAUGUUAAAUAGUGUUGAUAUGCCAAAGUCACAUUGGCUAUUAAAAUCACCGUUUCAUAUUUUUUCUUUGAAUACAUUUCUUCACCAUUAUCCGAAUGCAUUAUUAAUAAUGACUCAUCGACGUCUUGACGAAGUUCUUCCUUCAUGGUGUAGUUUAUUAUUGGCAGCUGGAGAUGGAUAUUUUGACAAAUCGAACUCAAUCAGUCGAAAUAGAAUAAUAAAACGAUGUUGUCAAUGCCUCGAUACAGAAGUUGAAUGUAUAAUGAAAUUUCGAACAUCAGAAAAUGGCAAAGUUGAUCAAUCGAAAAAAAAUAUUUUCGAUGUUACUUAUGAUAAUUUGAUGAAAGAUCCAAUUGGUAUUGUCCAUCAAAUAUAUCACUAUUUUAAUCUUCAUUGGUCGAAUGAUAUGGAAAUGGCUAUGCGCAAAUGGAUUCUCGAAAAUCCUCAAGGAAAACAAGGUCGUCAUACGUACUCUCUUGCUGAAUUUGGUUUUAAUCAAGAAGAUAUUUCAACACGUUAUGUUGAUUAUAUCAAUUUGUUUCUGUCAUCGAAUAAUUAA